AUGUUUUCGCUCGGGAAGCUGUCAAACACAUCAGUCCAACCUGUGUAUUUCGAUAUUAGAUUGAAGUCCCCAUACAAGAACAUAUUAUUGAUUCAUGGAACUCCAUUAGAAGCAUCUCCGAUCCCAAUUUCAGGGCAUCUUGUGUUCUCCAUUCCGGAGGCUGUCGCUGUGAAGAAGAUUUCGCUCAAGCUAGUGGGCACUUUCAAGUUGGAGUUUCUGCAGGUCGGACAGCACAAGAAUUCGAGUCUUACCAGCGUAGUGAAAGAGCGCCGAACAAUCUUCGAGUGUGUGUGGAAUAACCUUUUGGUGUCUUCAGAAGGAGUCAUUACAGUUGGGCCCUCCGACAGUAGAGAUUCAGGGUCGAACGGGAGCUCACACGCAGCGUCGAGCUCCGCGUUGUCCAGCUCCUCGCUAAAUAGUCUGUUGAAACCCAUGAAAAAAACAUCCUCAACUUCUCAACUCCAUCUUCCACCGAAUGGAGUGAGUUUCACACCUUAUGAUGGUGUUGCGACCAGCCCCGGACAAUCUUUCUCUCUUAGAGAGGGAAACUACGAGCUGCCCUUCAAAGUGUCUCUCCCGCCGCAAACAGCAGAGACAAUCGAGGGGCUUCAAGCUGGCUCUGUACUCUACAGGUUUGAGGCACACAUGGAUAGAGGCAGUUUUAAAACUUCGUUCACCAAGCACAAGUAUCUGCGCCUUUUCCGCACACUUUCGCCGGAUAAUUUGGCCUUAGGGGAGGAAAUGAGCGUCAGCAAAAGCUGGCCAGAUAGAUUGCAGUAUGAAAUAUCUAUUCCCAGUCGUGCAAUUCCAGUCGGAGGCGUUACGCCUGUCACAGUUAACUUGUACCCUUUUCAAAAGGGCUAUAGACUCUGCAAGAUAGACGCCGAUUUGAUUCAAUACUACGCUUUCAAAGACCAAAGCGGACAGCUGUACGAUGACGAGAGCAUUGUUAUGCACCAAGGAAUGACAAAGUUCGAAAACCUACAUGGCUGUGACCCUCUGCAAGAUAAUCUCGUCACAGACAAGAUUGAGUUGAAGUCAUCUCUUCGCUUUCCGCAAAAUCUCAAACAAGUCACACAGGAUUGUGACAUUGGCGGCGAUGCUAUAAGAGUUCGUCAUAAGCUCAGUGUUAAGAUAUAUUUGAAGAGGAAAGUAGACGGUGAGGACAAAAGUACGGAAAUCAAGGCCAAUAUUCCAAUAUUUUUGUAUGUGUCACCGCAUGUUCCCGUCGAAGGACGCCUUGUGUUGCUGGACAACUCAGGGAAAAUCCAUUUUCGUUCUGGAGAAGGAGUGUGUUUGUUUGAGAAACAGACUACGCUCGCACAACCAACAAGUUCUGCAUCACUCAAUAAUUUACAUCGAUUGAGGGAUGGGUCGCUCACAGUGAGCUAUUUUCCUCAAGAAGACACAGAAGCACCUCCGACUUACUCCAACCACAUGUACGAUCAGUUGUACGAUGGCUCCGAAAGCUCUGCCCGUCAGACGCCAGAGACUAUGCGGAGCGGAGCAUCUACUCCAGAUCAGAUUCGUCCUUUGAUGAGAGCGACCACUGAAAGUCGUCUAAUACUUGACGAUCUCUCAAAAUCUGUUCAGGACUUAUCUCUGGAAGAAUUGAAUAGGGUGCCAGCCUAUGACCUGAUAGGAGAAGAUGCACAAGAUGAACCGGCUUUACCUUUGUCCGAGUUGACGCCUUCAUAUGAUAAUUCAGAUGAAACUCUUCCUUCUAGAGUGACUUCGCCAGAGCCAAUAAGUGUGACGCCUCACAGGCAUAGUCAUCUAUUUCAGGGCGGGCUUGCAAAUUUUGUGCGCAGCAGGUCUCGAAACCAAGACCGUGAUGAACAUUCAAUAGUGUCACCCAGCACCAGGUCAAGGUCGCACUCUGGCAGUCGUCUUCACUAA
Lachancea meyersii CBS 8951 is the source of this 1899-nucleotide messenger RNA. Lineage: Eukaryota; Fungi; Ascomycota; Saccharomycetes; Saccharomycetales; Saccharomycetaceae. The record is from the annotation of a GenBank genome assembly.